Molecule: messenger RNA, 3892 nt
Organism: Misgurnus anguillicaudatus (oriental weatherfish)
Lineage: Eukaryota; Metazoa; Chordata; Actinopteri; Cypriniformes; Cobitidae
Source: RefSeq, a predicted model, not a curated record
AGGUGCUGUGUGUUGUGUUGGGUUGAUUAUAGAUUACACCACACCGUGCACGGGCUCAUUUGACUGGGCAUAGUACUGUAUUAGAGAUAAAAAUGAAAUAAAUACUGUUCGGUUUCUCGCACAAACCGAUCGUUUCGUUUCUUAUUAUAUCAAUGUGUCGUCACGAGCGGCAGGGUUUAAUUUGGAUUUGUCUGAGCAUGUUUUUUUUACUGUUAAGAUUUUGUUACCAUCCACAUGCAUACAACUGACAGACUGAAACUGGUUGGAGUUAAAAAUCAACAUUUGUGUUGUACUGAAGAAACAAAAUCACAUACAUCUUGGAUGGCCAUGGGGUAAGCUGAUAAACAUAAAAAAAUAAUUUUAAUAUGAAUCUCAUACGUUGAGUUAAUCUGGGUGCUCGGCUCAGACCGUUUUGCCAGUACGAAGCCGAUUUCAACGGUAACUGCAGAAAGCGUCAGAGGCACGGUCAGCUCAUCACUGAAGGGGCGUGUGCACAGCGGAUGAGAUAAAACUCAACGCCCGAAGGGCUCCGUACCUUUUCGAUCCUACGCCAUCCAUUGAACUUGAGGUAAUCUAGCUUUUGCCGUUUUAAAAAUAAACACUGCUCUUAGAAUGUAUCAUAUCGUGGAGUUUGUCAAUUCAAAGGAGGUUGAAGUUGUCCACUCUAAUUGGCUGGAAGGAGGUGAAAGUUUCUGGCCCCCUUUUGUAUCUCUUGCAAAGCUCCGUAGGGCAACUAAAGAUGGGGUGAUGCCAGGUGCUGACUGGACUCGAUUCAGAGUCCGUGUGAUGUAUUCACAUGACGUGUAUGAGAUUGCCUGUGCAAAGCUGCUAGAGGCAACAAUUACCUCUGAUCUAAAUACUGAAGAUGAGGACAACAGGCCAGAGUACAUGAAGAGAAAGAAUAGAGGAUGUAAAAGAAUUGUAAGCAGCAGUGAAGAGGAGGAAGAGGAGCAGGGAAGGACCGCUGCACUUCGUGCCCCAACCAAAAAGAAAACUUACACACAACUUGCACCAGCCCCCUGCAUCCCAUCUCUUGGUGCUCUAGGUGAAUGUAGUCAGCCAGCUGCUCAAGGUUUUUGGUCCCCAGGCCAUAUUUCUGAGACCCCUUCUGAUGCAAACAACUCGUCAGCAAGUCCAUGGGCUUCUCACCUUUCAGCGAACAUCACAGCGCCUAGUCCACCACAGUGGUCUCCAGUCUCCACUACCAACAGCCUGAGUGCUACGCCUACUGACACCCCAACACAUGCAGCAGCUAGCAGAAGUCAGUCAUCAGACCAAACUGGAUUUCAAACCACACAACCCAUACAUGGCACACAAAACCAGUCUUGUGAGGAGGCUGUGCCCACAGGUAGAAAUUCUGUAGGUCCGCAGGCUUCUCCCCUUUCAGCGAACAUCACAGCGCUUAGUCCACCACCGUGGUCUCCAGUCUCCACUACCAACAGCCUGAGUGCUACGCCUACUGACACCACAACACAUGCUGCAGCUGGCAGAAGUCAGACAUCAGGCCAAACUGGAUUUCAACACAUCCCACCCUUACAUGGCAUACAAAACCGGUCUUGUGAGGGGGCUAUGCCCACAGGUAGGAUUUCUGUAGGUCCUUGGGCUUCUCCCCUUUCAGCGAACAUCACAGUGCCUAGUCCACCACCGUGGUCUCCAGUCUCCUCUAUCAACAGCCUGAGGGCUACACCUACUGACACCUCAACACAUGCAGCAGCUGGCAGAAGUCAGACAUCAAGCCAAACUGGAUUUCAACACACACCACAAGUAUAUGACACACAACACAGGUCUUCUCGGGAGGGUGUGCCUACAGCAAUUGCUAAGGAGAUCCUCAUCCAGCUCGAUUCUAUUAGAGAGCAGCAGUUGCUCAUCCUGGUGCAGCUCCAAAAAAUCUCCAGCAGUCAAGCAGUUCCAGACUUCACGCCAGACCCAACACAUUUUGGGCUCCCACUUUCAACUAUUGAAGAGUUACAAUGUUUGGAGGAGACAUUAAAGAAUCCAGAGGAAAAGAAGAAUUUGACUGUUCUUCUUGGAAUGGUCGGAGGUAUGACUCUAAAAGACACCGUGGGGCGGGUCCUGAAAAGGACAAUGAACUCUUCGCUGGCGAGACUCAUUAAUUGGAGUGGGGCCAACCGAAAGCCUGCAUUCAAAGGACUUACUUUGAAAAGUGUGGUUCUUGAUGCAGUUCGCUGGAAUGCCCUGACCAAAGACGAUACAGAAAAUAGAUAGAGCUCCUCAUCACCAGGUGGCUGCAGCUAGCAUCUGAUAGGGAUGGUGGCCGAAGCCAGAGGGCGAAUAGACAGACAACGAAUUAAACUGUUUUAAAGUAAAAAAUGUUGAUAUUGGAAAAUUUGUAUUUGAACUGAUUGAUUUUUGCGUGUGUGUGUGUGUGUGUGUGUGUGUGUGUGUGAGAGAGAGAGAGAGAAUGUGUGUUCAAGUAAAUAAUAGCAUCUGACAGGGAUGAUGGCCAAAGCCAGAGGGCGAAUAAACAACGAAUUAAACUGUUUUAAAGUUAAAAAUGUUGAUAUUGGAAAAUUUGUAUUUGAACUGAUUGAUUUUUGUGCGCGUGUGUGUGAGAGAGAGAGAGAGAGAAUGUGUGUUCAAGUAAAUAAUAGCAUCUGACAGGGAUGAUGGCCAAAGCCAGAGGGCGAAUAGACAACGAAUUAAACCGUUUUAAAGUUAAAAAUGUUGAUAUUGGAAAAUUUGUAUUUGAACUGAUUGAUUUUUGUGUGCGUGUGUGAGAGAGAGAGAGAGAGAGAAUGAGAGCGAGAAUGAAUGAGAGGGAGAGAGAGAGAAAAUGUGUGUUCAAGUAAAUAAAAAAUGCAUUAAACAUGAAACCCUUGUGCUACUUUGUGUGUUUUAUUUUCUGUUGUUGCAUAACGGUUGCUUAGCAAUUUUAGUAUUAAUAAAAAUUAAUCAAUAAGAUCAAAGUUUAAACAAGCCCAAAUAAGGAACGGGAUUGGGGGGAGCUUACGUUCUCUCACUCGGGGUUCCGCAAUCGGGCCGCGUUAAAACCGAGUGCUCGGCCGUGUGUUCGGGGCGCAAUGAUAAUGGCAGGAAGUGCAAACUCGCAGUCAUGGGUUGGUGGCUCUUUAUGAUAUUAACAAUAUUGCAAUGGAACUCCAGAAGCCUUAUAGCAAAUGGACAGGAAUUCAAGAGUUUUGUCUCAGAUUUAGCGGAUAAACCUCAAGUAAUAUGUGUGCAAGAGACAUGGUUAAAACCACAGUUGGAUUUUGUAUUGUAUGGAUAUAAUUCAAUUAGGAGAGAUAGAGAAACAGGUAAAGGUGGAGGAGUAGCAACUUUUGUUAAAAGUGGGGUAAGAUAUAAACUUAUUAAUAAAGGGAAAGAAAAGGAAUCUGUUGUAAUUGAAGUAUGGUCAGGGGAAAAUAGUAUUAAAAUAGUUAAUUUUUACAACCCGUGCAAUAGAUUAAGUGAUGGAAUGUUGGAAAUAGUGUGUGGAUCACUGCAGGGCAAGAUAGUGAUAUGCGGAGAUUUUAAUGCACACAGUACGUUAUGGGGAAGUAAAAACACAGAUAUAAAUGGAUUAGCAAUAGAGAAAUUUAUAGAUGAUAAGGAGCUAGUGUGUAUAAAUGAUGGAAAGGGCACGCGGUAUAAUAGUUCAAGUAACACAGAAAGUGCCAUUGAUUUAACACUGGUUUCAAUUGGAAUUGCAGGAAUUAGUGUAUGGGAAGUAAUGAGUAAAUCAACAGUGGGUAGUGAUCACUAUCCAAUAAUGACUAGAAUAGGCAUAGAGAUACACCAAGAUGGGGAAGCGAAAAUACCAAGGUGGAAAUUAGAUAAAGCUGAUUGGGAGACUUUUCAAGAAAUUAGUGGGAAUAAGUGUGUAGAAAUAAUGAAUAGAGAUAUAACAGAUGUGGAUGAAUUGAACAAUGAA